Messenger RNA from Ziziphus jujuba (common jujube), 988 nucleotides. Its product is annotated as actin-depolymerizing factor 2. Lineage: Eukaryota; Viridiplantae; Streptophyta; Magnoliopsida; Rosales; Rhamnaceae. The record is from RefSeq and is a predicted model, not a curated record. Gene Ontology annotation, biological process: actin filament depolymerization. Gene Ontology annotation, cellular component: cytoplasm; actin cytoskeleton. Bases 161 to 580 code for a protein of 139 amino acids. Gene Ontology annotation, molecular function: actin filament binding. The transcript has 3 exons.
ACCACCAGUAGCAGUACCACUACCACCGAAUAAUAAUAAGAAAGAGAGGAAAGAAAAACGAGGCAGGAGAAGCUGAAGGAGAAGAAGGAGCGUAAAGUCCAAACAAGAAGACAAAACCGAGAACCCCCCCAAAAAAAAAAAAAAAAAGAAAAAAGAAAAAAUGGCCAACGCUGCAUCUGGUAUGGCUGUGAAUGAUGAAUGCAAAUUAAAGUUUUUGGAGCUCAAGGCAAAAAGAACCUAUCGGUCUAUAGUUUUCAAGAUCGAGGAGAAGCAGAAGCAAGUUGUGGUGGAAAAGGUUGGUGAACCAACCCAGAGCUAUGAGGAUUUCAGUGCGAGUCUUCCUGCAGAUGAAUGCCGUUAUGCUGUUUAUGAUUUUGAUUUUGUUACGGAAGAGAAUUGCCAAAAGAGUAGGAUUUUCUUCAUUGCCUGGUCUCCUGAUACAUCAAGGGUGAGAAGCAAAAUGAUUUAUGCAAGCUCCAAAGACAGAUUUAAGAGAGAGCUUGAUGGCAUUCAGGUAGAGUUGCAAGCAACCGAUCCUACUGAGAUUGGUCUUGAUGUCAUCAGAAGCCGUGCCAGCUGAAUAUGAAUUAUAUAUAUGCAGGCCAUCUGAUGCGAUGGGAAAGUUACUUCCUUCAGCCUUUUUUUUUCUUUUUUUUUCCCCUUGGAGUGAAAUAUUUUUAGAGUUUGUGAGAUAGCAACUUGGCUAAUUGUGGUUAUCAAUUUUCCAAGUUCUACCAUGGUCUCUUAUUCUCCGUGAACAGGCAGAGCAAUGUGGUUUCUGAUAUAUCAUAUAUCAUCUUAUAUAUUUUUAUCUAUAGAAUCUACUUGUUGAGUGGCUGGCUGAGUUUUGAUUUGUGUCGACGAAACUAAUAUGUAGCUAUUUUUGGGGGUUAGACGACACCUACAAUUCUUUUUCAAGUGCUGUAUAUGACCCUUUUUCCCUUUUUAUUUUGCUUUUAUUAUUAUUAUAUAUAUAUCUGAUUUAUUA